AUGACUGAGAACGUUCCAGCUCCAGCGUCAUCUCGAAAAUGGAGAACAUGCUUCAACCCUUGUACUUUGUACAGAGUUAGUCCGCACUAUGGAGGGAUAAUAUGGAUUAUAAUGUUUUGUGCAAGUUUGGUAACAUGCAUAACUGUAGUUUAUGAGGUUUUCAAAAAGUGGCAAAAAAGUCCAAUAAUCGUAAAUUUCGCAAGCCACGAAGUUAACAUUUUUGACAUCACAUUUCCUGCCGUAACAAUUUGCCCGGAAACAAAAGUGUUUAGUGAUCAUUUUAAUUAUUCAUACAAUCUAAGAAGAAGCUUGAAUGAAAAUAUGUCAAAAGAUGAUUUGAAAAAAUUGCAAUAUAUGUCGCUGCUGUGCAACGUCAAUGAAUAUUUUCAUAAGGUCUCUAAAAUCAGGAAUAUAGAUGAGGAGUUCUUUCAUUUCUUAAAAAAUGGAUCACCGAGUUUUUUAACAAAAUGUCUUUGGAUGGGUCAGGAUGCGAGUUGCAAUGAAAUAUUCCAACCGCUUUACACUGAUGAAGGACUUUGCUUAACUUUUAAUAUGUUAAGCAAAAGAGAAAUGUAUACUAAAGCAGUGGAAAAUAUCGACUAUCCUCCAAGUACUUACAAAGAUAGACUAGUUGAGCAUUGGUCAACCGAUCAUGGCUAUACCGACGAUGCGGGAAUUGAUACGUACCCAAGAAGAGCUUUAGUAUCUGGUUCUACUAAUUCGUUGGAAGUUAAUUUUGCUGUUAACAAUACCGAUUUAGAUUAUGGAUGCACUCACUUCCAAGGAUAUAAGGUGGUUCUCCAUAGUCCUCAUAGAUUUCCGACAGUUCACAGCCACUAUUUCAGAAUACCUUUAAAGAAGUCCGUAAGUGCUGCUAUAACACCGUCAGUCUUAAGCACGUCAAGAGAUGUAGCCGAUUACAACGUUAAGAAAAGAAAAUGCUUUUUUCAAACUGAUAUGAAGUUAAAAUUCUUUUCGAAUUAUUCGCAGAUUAACUGUAAACUGGAGUGUCUUAUAGAUUUGACUAUAGAGAUUUGCGGAUGUGUACAGUAUUUUAUGCCCCGGAACAAAAGUACUCCUAUGUGUGGUACAGAACAAUAUGAGUGUUUGAAAUUGGUAGAAGAAAGGCAGGCAUUAGUUUUCAUGGAGUCCAAUUUAGCUAAACAUAAAUUAAUGAACAAACAUUUCCAUAAGCAUUUUGGGGGUAAAAAGAACAUGUCCAGUAAAUAUUCCUGCAAUUGCCCGUCAAUGUGUAAUACCAUAGACUACAACGUGGAAAUUACUGAAAGCGAUUAUGAUUGGCCUAGGAAAAUGGCAGCUAUUGGAAUUGAUGUUGUUACCGAAGAUGAAGAAGGGAUGUCGUCAUCUCAACUUCAAAUCUACUUCAAGAGCAACACAUUUAUACCACAACAACGAAAUGAACUGUAUGGCACAUUCGACUUUCUAGCAAACGUUGGAGGCUUGUUAGGAUUGUUCAUUGGAUUCUCUAUUUUAUCUAUGAUCGAGUUAAUAUAUUUUCUGACUUUAAGAAUAAUCUAUAAUCUGAAGUUGUACCAAACAUGGUAUGGGAAACCGAAUACCUCAAAUAUAACAUGCAUUUCUAGUAUAAAAUCGCAAGGUGACAAAGGAUCUAAUUAA
Molecule: messenger RNA, 1638 nt
Organism: Sitophilus oryzae (rice weevil)
Lineage: Eukaryota; Metazoa; Arthropoda; Insecta; Coleoptera; Curculionidae
Product: pickpocket protein 28-like
Exons: 9
Coding region: 1-1638 (545 amino acids)
Biological process (GO): sodium ion transmembrane transport
Cellular component (GO): membrane
Molecular function (GO): ligand-gated sodium channel activity
Source: RefSeq, a predicted model, not a curated record